AUGGCCGAGAACGGCACCGAAGGGACCGAGUUUCUCCUAACGGGUUUCCCCGGGCGGCCGGAACUGCAGAGGGUCCUCUUCUGGGUAUUCCUGGUCCUUUACCUCCUCACCCUGGGGGGCAACCUGGGCAUAGUGGGGCUCAUCCAGGCGGACGCCCAUCUCCAGACACCCAUGUACUUCUUCCUCAGCCACCUCUCCCUCCUGGACGCCUGCUACACUUCGGUCGUCGUCCCUCAGAUGCUGGCGGCCCUGAGGUCCGGCGGCGUGUCCGUCACGUCCGGGCGAUGUGCGGCCCAGUUCUUCCUCUUCACGCUGUGCGCCAGCACCGAAUGCUUCCUCCUCGCGGUCAUGGCCUACGACCGCUACGUGGCCGUGUGCCACCCCCUCCUCUACGUCGCCAUCGUGACCCCCCGGGCCCGCUGGGCGCUGGUGUCCGGGGCUUACGGGGGGGCGAUGGUCAACACCGCCAUCCGCACGGGCUGCACCUUCUCUCUCUCCUUCUGUAAGUCUCACCGCGUGGACUUCUUCUUCUGUGACCUCCCUCCCUUGCUGAAACUGUCGUGCACCGAGACCGGGGCCCGGGAGCUGGUCAUCUACCUCCUAGCUUUCUCCGUCAUCACGACCAGCGUGACGGUGAUCCUGGUCUCCUACCUGUUCAUCGUCAAGGCCAUCCUGUGCAUCCGUUCGGCCGGCGGGAGGGCCAAGACCUUCUCUACCUGUGGCUCUCACGUGACCGCCGUGGCUCUGUUCUUUGGGACUCUCGCCUUCAUGUACCUGAAAGGCAAUAUGGGCCAGGCCCUGGAGGUGGACAAGGUGGUAUCCGUGUUCUACACCGUGGUCAUCCCCGUACUCAACCCCGUGAUCUACAGUCUGAGGAACAAAGAGGUGAAGGAGGCCCUGAGGAAAAUUCUCCAAAGGACCAAGAUCGCGCAAGGGCCGUAA
Messenger RNA from Ornithorhynchus anatinus (platypus), 942 nucleotides. Its product is annotated as olfactory receptor 9I1. Gene Ontology annotation, molecular function: olfactory receptor activity; odorant binding; G protein-coupled receptor activity. Bases 1 to 942 code for a protein of 313 amino acids. Lineage: Eukaryota; Metazoa; Chordata; Mammalia; Monotremata; Ornithorhynchidae. Gene Ontology annotation, cellular component: membrane. Gene Ontology annotation, biological process: sensory perception of smell; G protein-coupled receptor signaling pathway. The transcript has a single exon. The record is from RefSeq and is a predicted model, not a curated record.